AUGCCGGCUCCGCUCCGGAGGGGCCCCGCAGCGCCGCAGCCCCACUCGCCCUCGGUCCCCUCGAGUCCCCGCAGCGCGGCCGGCGCGGCGCGGGGCCGCCCUUCCCGCGGCCGCCCAGCGGGUGGCGCUGGCGAGUCGCCGACGGAGAGCGGCGGGGGCUGCGCGGGAGCGGAGCGGGAGCGCACCGGGAGCGGAGCCGGCAGCGGGAACGGAGCGGGAAACGAGCGGGAACGGAGCGGGAGCAGAGCGGAGCGGGUGCGGAGCCGGGAGCGGGAGCCGGGUCUGGCGCGGCAGCCCCGUCGUGGGUGGCGGGAGGCUGCGGAGAAGUGUGUUCAGGAUGAGAUCUUACCAAGCAGCAGAAAUCUAGUAAGUAUGUGUGUGACCUGUGUUUUCAGAGUUUCUCCGCAUCUUGGACUACCAGACAGAAUACUGGAAGAGGCUCAGCUUCAUCUGAUACACCACACUGCUGCAGCAAUAAGGAGUAUAUAACCCCGGACAGAUGUUAUUCUCACCUGCUCUUGAGGCAAGCGGAGGGGAUAGCCACAGCCUCCCUAAGCAGACUGUGUUUCAUCACUCUCAAAGUUGGGAAUUUGCUUUGUAACACGGAACCUGAAUAUUCUUUGCUACAAAUUAAGCUAAAUUCCUGUUGACCUUUUCCUGACAGCUACAGGGGACUAUUUUAUUCACUGGUCUCUUUGUUACAGUCUUUGCAUUCUGGAAAAUAUAUCACAUCCCCCUUUGUUUCUUCUCCUCCAGAAAAACAAACCCCAUUCUCUCAACCUUUCUUUGUAGGUUAUGUUUUUUAAACCUCUUGUUACUAUCUUUUGGGUUCCCAUAAGGAUGUCUGCUUAUUAAAAUAGAAGCUUAAUUUUACAAAGGUUGCUGCAUUACUUGGCACAGCAGAAAAUAAUAACAAAGGCUACACUGCCACUAGGAAAUCCAAGAUAAGAUCACAGAGUGGAGGGAUAGGGUGGAUCUCAAGAGAUCAUCCAGUCUGUUUCCUUGCACUAGGGCAAGUUCAAGUGAAACAAGAAAAUCCCUUAAGAUUUGUCAGGUCAAUGAUGACAACUUUCAGUGAUGGCACAUCUCCAGCUUCCUGGCAGUCUACCCCAUGGAUUUUACCGUCCUUGUAUGAAUCUGUUGUAUGUUGUUACAACCAUGAGGAUUAAACUUCUUAAAGAUUUUAAAAUUACAUAUGACUAUUG
Vidua chalybeata is the source of this 1205-nucleotide messenger RNA. RefSeq lists its product as uncharacterized. Bases 1 to 489 code for a protein of 162 amino acids. The transcript has 3 exons. Lineage: Eukaryota; Metazoa; Chordata; Aves; Passeriformes; Viduidae. The record is from RefSeq and is a predicted model, not a curated record.